AUGGCUCCUAUCGACCCUGGAUCUUUCGUGCUAGUAACAGGUGGCAACGGCUUUAUCGCCGCUCACUGUAUCGCAACUCUCUUAAGGUCCAAUUAUCGCGUUCGGGCUACAGUGCGUUCCUUUGAAAAGGGAGAGGCUACGCGUAAAUCUCUGAGCUCUGCUGGAGUUGACAAUCUUUCUCUCCUUGAGAUCGCUGUUGUCCCCGAUCCAACCGAUCUAAAUGCUUUUAUUGCGAUUCUCCACGGUUGCCAAGCAAUCUUGCACUUGGCAUCUGCUUUUAAUUACGAUGCAGUCCCUGGGGAAUUUGAAGAGAAGCUUAUGAUCCCCGCGGUCAAGGGUACACAGGUUGUCUGCGAGGCUGCUCGGCUGGAUCCGAAUAUCCGUAGGGUUGUGAUCAUGUCGAGUUUCGCGAGUGUUUAUGAUGCCAGCCUGGGCCUACAGCCAGGCCGUGUUUAUACUGAGAAUGACUGGUGUCCAUUGACCUAUGAAGAUGGUGUCACUGCCUCGAUGGUGCCUACCGCAUAUCGCGCUUCCAAGGUUGUUGCGGAGCGUGCUGCUUGGGAUUACAUUCGUGAUAACCCGGUUCAAUAUCAGCUGAUGACGCUUUGCCCUGGAAUGGUUUUCGGCCGUAUGAUUCACCCGAUUUCCUCCCUUUCCCAACUCAACGCUAGCAACCAGAUUAUCUGGCAGGUGUUGAGUGCAGGAAAAGAUGCCGAGGUUCCACCCACAAAAGCUCCCGUCUGGAUUGAUGUAGAGGAUUUGGCUGAAACAAGUCUGAGAACAUUGACGUUUUCAGGAAGCGGCAAUGAGAGAUUCCUGGUGACUCAGGCAUCUUAUGAUACCCAGGAGGUUGCUGAUAUUAUUCGCUCUGGACUUCCAGAUAGGCAGCGAGUUCCAGUGGGCGAGCCCGGGAGGCGUAUUGCUGAUACACACUACUCCUGUGAUUCAUCCAAGGUGCAGAGGCUCCUGGGGGUAAGGUUCCGAACACUGGAAGAGUCAAUCAUUCCAUUGGCAAAUCAGCUUUAUGACAUGGAGGGAGUCUAA
This is a messenger RNA of Penicillium canescens, 1044 nucleotides long. RefSeq lists its product as uncharacterized. The coding region runs from base 1 to 1044 and encodes 347 amino acids. Gene Ontology annotation, molecular function: oxidoreductase activity, acting on the CH-OH group of donors, NAD or NADP as acceptor. The record is from RefSeq and is a predicted model, not a curated record. The transcript is spliced from 3 exons. Lineage: Eukaryota; Fungi; Ascomycota; Eurotiomycetes; Eurotiales; Aspergillaceae.